Molecule: messenger RNA, 2005 nt
Organism: Cercospora beticola
Lineage: Eukaryota; Fungi; Ascomycota; Dothideomycetes; Mycosphaerellales; Mycosphaerellaceae
Product: S53 family peptidase
Biological process (GO): proteolysis
Molecular function (GO): serine-type endopeptidase activity; tripeptidyl-peptidase activity
Source: RefSeq, a predicted model, not a curated record
AUGCAUUUUACUUCUUUCGUAGCGGCUGCAAUCUCUUUGGGAGUGGCUGUUGCUGCUCCUGCUAAUGUACAGCGACAUGUCCUCCAUGAGAAGCGGGCUUCGUCUGAGAACUGGGUCAAGGGCGAGCGCCUGAGUCCUGAUGUCAAGAUGCCAAUGCGAAUUGGACUGGUGCAGGAGAACUUGCACAAGGGCCACGAUUGGUUGAUGGAGGUCUCUGACCCAGAUUCUCCUCGUUACGGAAAGUACUACAGUGCUGAGGAGGUUCACGACCUCUUCGCUCCAGCUGGGCAUGCUGUCGACGCUGUGAAGAGUUGGCUUCACGAUGCUGGUCUUCAUCCCGACCGUAUCUCGCAAUCUGCGAACAAGCAGUGGAUCCAGUUUGAUGCCACUGUGGCUGAGGCGGAAGCAUUGCUGCAAUCGAAGUAUCACUUCUACGAGCAUGCCGCCACCGGCAAGUCCACUAUCGGCUGUGAUGAAUACCAUGUUCAUCAUGAGGUCAAGAGGCACAUCGACUACAUCACCCCAGGAAUCAAACUCAUGAACACUCGCAGCACGCCAAAGGAAGACAUCGAGAAGCGCACUUUCGGGUGGGGCAAGGGACAAGGCACGCAGCCUCCUCUCCUCAAAGCACUGCCGGCGACAAUUGAGAGCAUUCUCGCCUCGCCCCUGUCUGCCAUCUGUGACGUUGCUAUCAUUCCUUCGUGUAUCGAGGCGAUGUACAACUUCACAAAGGCCACCAGCGCCGUGCCGGGCAACGAGCUGGGCAUCUUCGAGGACCUUGGCGAUGUCUACUCCCAGACUGACCUUAAUGAGUUCUUCUUGCUUCUGCAACAACGCAUUCCAGUUGGCACCCACCCAGUGUUGAAGGCCAUUGACGGUGCAAAAGCACCCAACCCAGUGACUAGCGCUGGUCCAGAGUCUGACCUUGACUUCGAGAUCAGCUACCCCAUCAUCUGGCCUCAGAACAGCAUCCUCUUCCAGACUGAUGACCCAGUCUACGAGGCGAACUACACAUAUGCUGGCUUUCUCAACAACUUCUUCGAUGCUUUGGACGGCUCUUACUGCACAACAGGAGAUAUUGAAAAGCCGGAUCUCGACCCGGUCUAUCCCAACCCAAGCAACGCAGCUGGCGCCUACAAGGGACAGAAGCAAUGUGGUGUCUACAAGCCGACAAAUGUUAUUUCCAUUUCUUACGGUGGUCAAGAGCCAGAUCUUCCUGCAUCGUACCAGCAACGACAGUGCGCAGAGAUCCUCAAACUUGGCAUGCAAGGUGUCACUACCGUUGUCGCCUCCGGUGAUUCUGGCGUGUCAGGCCGACCUGUCACUGGUGACAAUGGCUGCAUCAACCAGAAGAUCUUCAACCCUGACUUCCCCGCCUCGUGCCCAUACAUUCUUUCUGUCGGAUCCACGGUAUUGACUGGUAAUGCGAACAAGGAUGAGGAGACAGCGACUACUCGCUUCCCGUCCGGAGGUGGUUUCUCCAACAUCUACCCUCGCCCAGCGUACCAGGAUGCUGCAGUAAAGCAGUACUUCAAGACUGCCGGUACCCAGUACCCUUACUACACUGGACAGACGUACGGCAACGGCAUCUACAACAUGAGCGGUCGUGGAUACCCAGAUGUGAGCGCUGUUGGAGAUAACAUCGUGGUCUUCACAAUGGGAGCCCCUACACUCAUCGGCGGUACCUCCGCUUCUUGCCCUGUCUGGGCUGCCCUCCUUACUCGAAUCAACGACGAGCGUCUCAAGGCAGGCAAGCCCACUGUUGGGUAUGUCAACCCGACUUUGUAUAAGAACCCGCAAGCAAUGCACGACAUCACUGUCGGAUCGAACCCAGGAUGCAAUACCAAUGGCUUUACUGCCUCUGCUGGCUGGGAUCCUGUGACUGGACUUGGUACUCCCAACUACCCGGCACUGUUGAAGGUGUUCAUGUCCAUUUAGAGAGAUAAGCUUGGUAACAGCCUCUUGAUUGCGACAGACGUGAUGGAGACAGGACUGUGAGAAGGAC